Molecule: messenger RNA, 1588 nt
Organism: Phyllopteryx taeniolatus (common seadragon)
Lineage: Eukaryota; Metazoa; Chordata; Actinopteri; Syngnathiformes; Syngnathidae
Product: olfactory receptor 2A12-like
Exons: 2
Coding region: 20-331 (103 amino acids)
Cellular component (GO): membrane
Source: RefSeq, a predicted model, not a curated record
GUUAGGAGCGUUCAACAUCAUGGGCUGCCCCCUGCUGUUAGCUUGCAUGUGUGUCGAGCGCUACCUGGCUGUAGUCCGACCCGUGCUGUACACAAGACUGCGAAAGUGGGAGUACCACAUAGCCGUGUCAAGUGUGGUGUGGGUACUCACGUUUUCCUUCUGCCUGGCUUCAGGUAUUAUCAACAUCCUGACUAUCAUGCUCAUGCCCGUGUGCAUCGUGAUAUCGUGCCUCUUUUCCUGGUCAUGUUCGGAAGCCUCAUGGGUGUGGUCCUGUCACUCCGUCAACAAAGCCCAGCAAGCAGCGACCAGGCCUGCUCCGGGUCACCUCUAAAGAAACGGCCAGCGGUCAAUGUACUCACUGUGGUGGUACCUGCUCUGAUUACCUACACGCCCGUUAGCUCGAUGCUCCCCUUGCUUUUUUUUGAGCAUCUACGGUAGACUGGAAUUAAAGCAGUUGACGUUAUGCGUUUCAGUUCUGUCUGUUAUUCCCGAGGGUCGGCCUGCUCAUAAGGCCUCUCUUUUACCUCGCCAAGGUCAAACAAAUCUUUUGUGUGACAGGGAGGACGAGCAUCGCACAGAGAAUUGUAUCGUGAGCGCCCUGGGGCUUUAAGUCCCAGAUUCACCUGAACCAAAUCGAGAUUUUUUGUUUUCAAGUUUAAGCCUUAAAAUACCCUUUCUCACAUGCUUAAAACACAUUUUGACGUAUAUUAAAAAAAAAAUGUGUUCAAAUAAGUUUACAAAGUGAAAAAUCUUCAAUAUCACAGGACUGCUUUGUAGGCCUUAUUCUCCCACGUGUGCAAGAUUUGCCAGUGUCAUUUAUGCACCUUGAAGCAGAUAUGCACUUCAGAGGCUGUAGUAACUCAAGUGCCCCGGGAUCGUGAGACAUUAUAUUGCACUUGACGUUUGGAUGCAGUUAAAAUAUAUGCCUUACAAUUCCGGAAAACUAUCAAAUGUAUGUAGAGAGACUGAAAAAUAUAUAUAUUAAAAUUUUGUCAGUGAUUCACACCUUUUUGGUUUCUCCGCAUUGAUACGAAGCAGAGGUCCAGACGGGAGAAUCCAAGUAAAUGAAAAGUGCACAAGUCCAGGUAAUUUAAAAAAAAAAAAAAAGAGAGCGAUUUAUGCACAAAUGGUAGAAUAUGGCCCAAUGUGAAUAGCGGGGGGAUUACUGUUAAUCUCUUAUACAUACAGUAUGCUGAAAACAGUAAUUGGCCAUUUCUUUCUUUGUAAAGACAGAAUAUGUGACAAAGCUCUUUAAAGAUCCUUUUACUUUUUUAAUUAUCACAUUGAAUAGUUUUUGUUUUUGUUUUUUUUACAAGAAAGUGAAUUUAAGUCAAAUUACAUGCAGUUGUUAUGCAAUUUUUGCAUUGGCUCACAGGUAUACCUGAUGUGGACACUUCAUUAUAUAGUAUGUAUAAAGCCAAUCAAGGAGUUUUGUUUGUGGGUAGAUUUCCACAUUUACAUACUUUUAUAUGGCAUUCAUUUUUUAUUAUUUUUGUUUUGAAAAUUGCACAAUACCAAUACAUUCUACCCCAUUUGGGGGGGAAAAUGCAUAUCUGGUGUGUUGGCUUGCCUAGCUAAUGUGCAAUUC